Molecule: messenger RNA, 696 nt
Organism: Mercenaria mercenaria
Lineage: Eukaryota; Metazoa; Mollusca; Bivalvia; Venerida; Veneridae
Exons: 1
Coding region: 1-696 (231 amino acids)
Source: RefSeq, a predicted model, not a curated record
AUGACAGUGAAAUUACCAAAGUUAGAUAUGUGCUCCUUCAACGGAGAUAAGUUGAGAUGGCACGAAUUCUGGGACACAUUCAAUACAUCAGUGCAUAGUAAUAAAAAUAUCUCCGAUAUUCAGAAGUUCAAUUACUUACGAGGUAAAUUAUACGGAGAAGCGAAGAGUACCAUAUCUGGUUUGGAACUUUCUGGCGAUAAUUAUUGUAUUUCUGUAAAGUUACUCUCUGAACGUUAUGGAAACGAACAGGAGUUGAUCGAUUUACACUACAACAAAAUUAUCAACAUUCAAAGUGCAUACAAUAGUGUGCAAAGUUUGAGAACGUUUCUUGAUACCAUGGAAAGGUAUCUCCGAAGUUUAGAGGUGUUACAUCAAGACAUUAAUCAAGAUGUGUUUAUUGCAAUGAUUAGAGCAAAACUUCCAGAGAACGUGCUCGUACAACUAGAAAUGUUGAACGGAGCAAACAAUAAGUGGACAUUGCAAUCACUCCGUGGGAGACUAAAAGACUAUAUUGUUGCUCGUGAGAGAGCCGAAAAGAAACCUAACACGAAUGAAAACAAACCAAAGGUAAACACUGGGGCUCGAGAAACACUGGUGUUGGAUAUAAGAAAGACGUCUAUGGACCAACGUCAAGUUUCGGUCCAAGGAGAGGCAUACAAGGAGAACAAAGAAGAUUUACAUCUGGUGAAGCUUUAG